AUGGCAAUAACCUCAAAUCCUCUUGUCGGUCCCUCGUUUCUGCGCGAUAUCGUUCUCCCCCAGUUCCACCAAAACAACUUUGCCGCAGAAACAAUUGUCAAGAACGAGCUCAAUGUCAAGCUCGACAAAGACGACCAAAUAUGUAGACUAGCUCUGACACCGGCCGGUUGUCCCCUUGGUCCCCUUCACUGUCCUUUGCGGCAUACGGCCCCGUCUGGACAGAACUUCCAACCGCCUAAACUACCACCAACUCAUCCUCGCGAAAGAGAACGUUUGUCGACUGUCUGCAAACAUUGGCUCAGGGGGCUCUGCAAAAAGGGCGAUGCUUGCGAGUUCUUACAUGAAUACAACCUCCGACGGAUGCCAGAAUGUUGGUGGUUUGCGAAACAUGGGUAUUGUUCCGCUGGUGACGAGUGCUUAUACGCCCAUCCCAAAGAGAGGAAAGUCGAGUGCCCUGAUUACAAACGAGGGUUUUGCAAGCUAGGUCCUAAUUGCCCCCGGAAACAUGUUCGACGCGUGGCUUGCCAGUUAUAUCUGACGGGAUUGUGCCCCCUUGGUCCUGAAUGUCCUCGCGGCCACCCGAAACCCGAUCUGCCGCUACCGAAAGCGUAUGAACCGCCAGAACCAUCUUCAACUCGCGAACUCGGGCCACCACCGCCGGGCUAUGGCAGAUACACCGAAUAUGGAGGCUUCGGAGGUUCGACGUCAAACCAAGGCAAUGUCUCUGGCUUCCAGGGACCUCCUCGAAGGAAUAUGGAUGAAGUAAUGUGCUUUAAGUGCGGAGAGAAAGGCCACUAUGCCAACCACUGUCGCAAUCGCAACGUUCCAGGCAACAGAGGGGGUACGGAACGCAUCAGACGCUUUGGAGAGGAAUGA
This is a messenger RNA of Pleurotus ostreatus (oyster mushroom), 876 nucleotides long. It is a transcript of the gene YTH1, whose product is annotated as RNA-binding component of cleavage and polyadenylation factor. Gene Ontology annotation, molecular function: zinc ion binding; RNA binding. The record is from RefSeq and is a predicted model, not a curated record. The transcript is spliced from 5 exons. Lineage: Eukaryota; Fungi; Basidiomycota; Agaricomycetes; Agaricales; Pleurotaceae. Bases 1 to 876 code for a protein of 291 amino acids.